Molecule: messenger RNA, 4834 nt
Organism: Ailuropoda melanoleuca (giant panda)
Lineage: Eukaryota; Metazoa; Chordata; Mammalia; Carnivora; Ursidae
Gene: FOXK1
Product: forkhead box K1
Exons: 9
Biological process (GO): regulation of transcription by RNA polymerase II
Molecular function (GO): DNA-binding transcription factor activity, RNA polymerase II-specific; protein binding; RNA polymerase II cis-regulatory region sequence-specific DNA binding
Source: RefSeq, a predicted model, not a curated record
CGGCGCGAGGCCCUGGUGGCCGCGGCGGCCGCCUCGGUGCGCCGGAGCCCCGGGCCCGCGCUGGCGCGCCUCGAGGGCCGCGAGUUCGAGUUCCUCAUGCGGCAGCCCAGCGUCACCAUCGGCCGCAACUCGUCGCAGGGCUCGGUGGACCUGAGCAUGGGCCUGUCGAGCUUCAUCUCGCGGCGCCACCUGCAGCUCACCUUCCAGGAGCCGCACUUCUACCUGCGCUGUCUCGGCAAGAACGGCGUCUUCGUGGACGGGGCCUUCCAGCGGCGCGGCGCGCCCGCCCUGCAGCUGCCCAAACAGUGCACUUUUCGAUUCCCCAGCACAGCCAUAAAGAUCCAGUUCACAUCGCUGUACCGUCAGGAAGAGGCCCCGGCAUCUCCCCUCCGGCCCCUCUACCCACAGAUCUCCCCUCUGAAGAUUCACAUUCCGGAGCCGGAUCUCCGCAGCUUGGUCAGCCCCGUCCCGUCCCCAACUGGCACCAUCAGUGUUCCCAACUCCUGCCCUGCCAGUCCGCGCGGAGCGGGGUCGUCCGGCUAUCGCUUUGUUCAGAACGUGACCUCGGACCUGCAGCUGGCCGCCGAGUUUGCCGCGAAGGCCGCCUCGGAGCAGCAGGCGGACACAUCCGGAGGGGACAGCCCUAAGGAUGAGUCGAAGCCGCCCUACUCGUACGCUCAGCUGAUCGUGCAGGCCAUCUCAUCCGCGCAGGACAGGCAGCUAACACUAAGCGGGAUCUAUGCCCACAUCACCAAGCAUUACCCUUACUACCGGACGGCUGACAAAGGCUGGCAGAAUUCAAUCCGACACAACCUCUCUUUGAACCGUUACUUUAUUAAAGUCCCUCGUUCCCAGGAGGAACCUGGGAAGGGGUCUUUUUGGCGAAUAGACCCUGCCUCGGAAGCAAAGCUCGUGGAACAGGCAUUCCGAAAACGGAGGCAGAGAGGCGUCUCCUGUUUCCGCACCCCCUUCGGGCCUCUGUCGUCCAGGAGUGCUCCCGCUUCACCCACUCACCCUGGGCUAAUGUCCCCUCGUUCUAGUGGCCUGCAGACCCCAGAGUGCCUGUCUCGAGAGGGCUCACCCAUUCCACACGACCCUGACUUUGGGUCAAAGUUAGCUUCUGUUCCAGAGUAUCGGUACUCCCAGAGUGCGCCUGGCUCUCCCGUCAGCGCCCAGCCGGUGAUCAUGGCUGUGCCUCCCCGACCUCCCAGCCUGGUGGCCAAGCCCGUCGCCUACAUGCCAGCGUCCAUAGUGACGGCACAGCAGCCCUCGGGCCACGCAAUCCAUGUCGUGCAGCAGGCUCCCCCCGUCACCAUGCUCAGGGUGGUCACCACCUCCGCCAGCUCCGCCAACGGGUACAUCCUCGCCAGCCAGGCCUCGUCAGGGGGCACCCACGAGGCGGCGGGCACAGCCGUGCUGGACCUGGGCAGCGAGGCUAGAGGCCUGGAAGACAAGCCCACCAUCGCGUUCGCCACCAUCCCCGCCGCCAGCCGCGUCAUCCAGACGGUGGCCAGCCAGAUGGCCCCGGGGGUCCCCGGGCACACGGUCGCCAUCCUGCAGCCGGCCACACCAGUGACCAUCGGGCAGCACCACCUCCCCGUCCGGGCCGUCACUCAGAACGGAAAGCACGCGGUCCCCACGAACAGUUUAGCUGGCAGCACUUACGCCCUCACGAGCCCCCUGCAGCUCCUGGCGGCCCAGGCUAGUUCAUCCACGCCGGUGGUGGUCACGCGGGUGUGCGAGGUGGGGCCCGAGGAGCCGGCAGCAGCGGCCGCCACCCCAGCGACCCCGGCCACUGCUGCCACAUCUGCCUCUUCCACCGGGGAGCCCGAGGUCAAAAGGUCACGCGUGGAGGAGCCCAGUGGAACUGUGAUGGCGCAGGCCGGGGUGAUCGCGGCCGCCGGCCCGCAGGGACCCGGAACCGGGGAGUGAAGUCGCCUGCGUGUGGGCUGAGUGGGAUGCUCACCAAAAGGGAUUCUGGAGCCGGGCCCUGACUGCCGGCCUCCUGCCGCCUGUGGACCGUGACGAGGGGGCACCACGCUGACCUGCGCACGUGCCACGCGUACAGGACGGCCUCCACCUGCCUGCACCCAGACACACUCGUCCUCCUUGUUCUGUCUCCUGCCCCUGCUGUGGUUUAAAACAAAACCCAUAAACAAGUUCAGACAGCUGAUUGUAUGAUUCGGGAAUGCUUGUUUUUAUUUACCUUCUCCCUUGCACCGUUUUCUCUCCCAGGCCUAUGGUCAAGGGCUGGGCCACGGGACGGCCCAGCCACGCACAGAGGCGAGGCUUCCAGAGCGGCCUUCGCCCCCCCGAGGACGGACAGAGGCCGUGCGCGGGAGGGGCCGGCGGUGGGCAUAGGCCUGUCAGCAGCCGAGCGGGAGGAGGCAGGAGAGAGGUGAGAACUGCCAAAGCUCAGACUGUCUUGUGGGGUUUUUGCCCUAAAAUAGCGACAUAGAAAGUCUUGGCAUUAAUCGGGGGGACGGGGCUCUGGUUUGGCUUUGGACCCCAAAUACUUCUUGUUUUAUUGAAACAAAUUGAGGCUUAAUCAUAAACCUGAGACAAACACGGAAGGAAGCUCGUAUCUGUGAGGCCCGCGUCUGUGGACAGGGUCACGCUGUGGGCCUGGGCCGCGUACCAGCGUUAAUCCCGUGAAGGGUCGCUGCUGCUGCUCCGUCUGCUAACUUCAAGAAAGAUCGACAGCCGCCGGGUUGGCGUUCGGGGCGGAGAGCUCUCCGCGUGAGGAGCACGUGGCCCCUCCUCCAGGAAUCGGCGAGCCCUGUGUCCUCUGCGGGCCUGAGGCCCUGGCGCCUGGAUACCAUGGGACGCACAGCGCUUCUCCCACUGCCACUGUCGCCUAGUCACACUUGCUUUACUGCCCAGCACGUACCUCCUGCUGUCCGUCCCACCGUCUCCUGUGCCCGGGGCUCCUGGGCUGUGAGCAAUGGCCACGCUGCCCCUGCCCUUGGCUCCUGCGGACUCUGUUGGCCUGGCCCGCGACUUGGCCGUGUGACCCGGCGAGUGGCACCAGCUCCCUUGGGGAGGGACCCCUGCGCAUGCAGACGCCCCACACUCCCCAUGGAGCUGUUCGCAGAGCAGGAGGUGAGCCCACGCUGCCUGAUUUAUAGCCCAGUUCCGGAUCCAAAUUAUAGUUCUUCAGCUCCUCUUGGAGAACAUUCUCAGGAAAUGUUAAGUGCGUCUGUGAAAAGUGACUUUAAACUUGGCUGGCCGCCCCGGCACUGGACACCACCCAGCACAGCAGCCCCAGGCCCCUCGCAGAAGUCCAGCGGGGACAGUUUUCGUCCUGGAAGUCGCCUGUCCUCAGCAUUAGUCUCCCACCAGCAAAGCUGCCUGCCCCCACCUGCCCCGACGGCAGCACCCACAGGACCGCACAGGCCCUAGAAAGCCCCCAAGAGGAAGAGCAGGCCUCGCGGGCCACGUCAGGUACUGGCUCAGAACUAGAGGGAAACCGUGGAACACAAUCUCGAGGCCGUUGGGGCAAGAUUGGCUUGUAUGGAGAGCGGGCCUCGCCCGCAGCCAGAACUCGGUGGCGGCCGGUGUGGGUGUGACGAGCCGUCUCGCGGCCACGGCUGUCGGUCGCCAGGGACAUGUGCGGAGUGUCCUCCUCCUGCCUGGACUGGGAUGAUGCCUGUUCCGGUGUUCUUCAAGCUCCGAACCAGUAGUUUCUAUGGCACCAAACUUUAAGUGGGAAAAAGCUUUUUUGUGAAGUCCGUACCUGUUGCCUUCAGUGACGUUGGGAUAGUGAUGGCCGGGUGUGCCGGCCUCGGUGAUGAGAAGUCGUGCUCUGUUCUGCAUCGACGUUUUCUGUUGCUUUAUAAACUUUGUCUUUUGCAGCGUCUGGUGUGUGCGUGAGAGGGCAUGUGGGUUGGGUGGAGGCCGUGGCACACAUGGGCAGGUCGGCCCCUUGCCGCGCGCCUGCCUUCAGCUCAGCCGUUGCUUCUUUCCUCCCAUGGUCAUCGUUUACGGGGUCCUUGCGAGGGGGACUGCCCGGGUUUGCCUCCAUAGAAAAGCUGACACCAGCUCCAGAGAACACAGGACAGUCGGCCACGGAUGCAUGUCAGGCCUGAUCAGGUCAGUCUGGCCCUGACCCUUUGCUUUCCCAGCUUUCGAGAUGUUUGGUUUCUGCUUAUUUUUGUGACGAUCGCACUGUAUUCGGGCUGUGGUUCCAGGAGGAGGGAGCAAGGGGAGGUCCGAAUGUGGAUGGGUGCUAUUGUGCCACGUGGAGAGCUCGUGCCUUUUCAGCUCCUGCUGGGACCAAGGAGGAGACCCCGUGGGGUCAGCUUACGCUGGGCCCUGGGGAAGUGGCCACUCCGGGUUCACAGACAGUGAGUUUCUAGAUGGGUUUCUGGUCAUCUGACCACAGAGCAGGCCUGGCUCAGCCGGCUCGUGUCCUGGGACUGACAGCCGAAGGCCAUCACCGGCACCUUACAGCAGAAAGGUCUGUGCUCUUGGAGCCGACCAAGGGAUGGUCUCCCCCAGCCAGGAAGCAAGAGCGCCAGGCCAGACGUGACCCGGCACAAGCAUGGGUCGUAGAGGGUGGGCCAACCCCAGCCAAGAUUGGGAGAAACAGAAAUAAGUCAGUUCUGCACGAUGCUGCUGUCACCAGGGCCUCAGGGGUCCGAGGACCUUCUCUUUGAUCACCCAGGGGCUCGAGCGUGUGUGAAGAGGUCAGCCAGGCCAAAGGGGUGCGGGCUUUGGGAGGGGCCCAUCUCCUCCUGAGGCAUGACCCAGGGCACGCAGGCCCUCUCCACCCAGGUACCAAGUGCCUCUUCUUGGUCUCCUGCUUGACCGGUCACCAUGUUUACUAACACCA